Messenger RNA from Nylanderia fulva, 3365 nucleotides. The record is from RefSeq and is a predicted model, not a curated record. Lineage: Eukaryota; Metazoa; Arthropoda; Insecta; Hymenoptera; Formicidae.
AAGAGGAACAAUCGCUAAUCGCCAAGCACAAAAUGGCGGUCACCAUGGUUGACACUACUGUCACAUGUUUUGGCUAUUUAAUUUUCGCCAGAUUAAUAUCUACUUGCGGUUUUUAAUCUUCAAAGUAACUUCCAGAGCAUCGAGCCAAAUACAAUCUUCUACAUGGAUCUAGUGAAGGUGCGUUCGCAAGUGACAGAUUUUGACAGCAAUUAACGGAUGUUGGAAAGAAAAAGAAGUAGGUUAGAUUGUAAGAUUUUCAAGUGAAUAUUUUCAUUUGUUGACUCUAAACGGGUGAAAUGCUGAACUGUUUGUCGCAGACAUUAAAUUUCAAGUCGCAUCGCACUUUUACAUGUUCCCGACUUUAAUAUAAUCAUCGAACGAAGAUGUCGAAUGAAAACAGAGGGCCGAUUCCACCUCGUUGGCUUCACUGUCCACGUAAGGCGAUGAAGCUGAUCCAGGGCAAAUUUCUGGCCUUCAAGACGCCACUGUCCUCGGCCUACGACAGCCAGGUGCCCGAGGAAUGUCGCUUCAGCGUGGAUAUGUUUUUCGCGAAUCUGAAGAGUCAGAAAGUAAAGAUGGGUCUGUGGAUAGAUUUGACAAACACGACAAGAUUCUAUGAUAGAAAGUCCAUAGAGGAUUUCGGCUGCAAGUAUUUAAAAUUACAGUGCAGGGGUCAUGGCGAGACUCCAUCAGAGGAGCAAACUCAUACUUUUGUGCAGGUGUGCAGAAACUUUAUUGCGCAGAAUCCACUAGAGAUCAUCGGUGUGCAUUGUACGCAUGGCUUCAAUAGAACUGGAUUUCUCACAAUCAGUUACUUAGUGGAAGUAGACAAUAGCAGUGUCGAUGCCGCGUUAGCCGAGUUUGCGACCGCGAGACCUCCUGGAAUCUACAAGGAAGAUUAUAUAAAGGAGUUGUACAGGAGGUACGAUGACAUGGAGGAUGCUCCUCCUCCACCAGCAAGGCCAUCGUGGUGUUUGGAAUAUGAUGAUUCGAAUAUCGAGGAUACAGACGAGGGUCCGAGCACGGAGAACGAAAAUUUUAACGAGGAAGGGCAAGGCAAGAAGAGGAAACGUGAAUUUAAUAAUAAGAAUCCGGUAUUCAUGUCAGGGGUGCCUGGUGUUACUCCAAUUUUAGAGAAAAUGAGACUGUCAGGAAUUCAAAAGCGAGUCCAGGAAAUUUGUGGCUGGAAGUCUACAGGAUUUCCUGGUUCCCAGCCUGUGUCCAUGGAUGUGGAUAAUAUAAUGUUAUUACACGCAAAGCCAUAUAGAGUAUCCUGGAAAGCAGAUGGCACAAGAUACAUGAUGUUAGUACAAGGAGAUGGAGAAGUGUAUUUUAUAGACAGAGAUAACAGCAUCUUUGAAGUAAAUGGAUUGAAAUUUCCACAUGUACGAGACAUAAACAGAUGUUUGAGAGAUACUCUAAUGGAUGGUGAAAUGGUGAUUGACAAAGACAACGGCAAGAAGAUUCCUAGAUAUUUAGUAUAUGACGUUAUUAUGUACGAUGGACAGGACGUUAGUAAAUUAACGUUUCAUCCCGAUCGUUAUGGGAUUAUCGAAAAUAAAAUAAUUAACGGUAGACUGAGAGCUAUGAGAGAGGGACGAUUAGCGAAGCACCGGGAACCCUUUUCAGUGCGACUAAAACAUUUCUGGGACGUAACGUUGAGCAAAGAUUUAUUAGGCGAAAAAUUCUCCAAGCAGCUCUCUCACGAACCAGAUGGUUUGAUAUUUCAGCCCGCCAAGGAAAAAUAUUGUACGGGAGUAUCGCAGGAAGUUUUGAAGUGGAAACCGCAGUCAUUGAAUUCUGUUGAUUUUCGACUUAGAAUCGUUACAGAAACAGGCGUAGGAAUACUGUCGCGAAAAGUCGGGCAUCUUUAUGUGGGCGGACUGAAGACGCCGUAUGGCGUGCUUCCAAAGCUUACCAAGCAACUCAAAGAGUUGGAUAAUGCGAUUAUCGAGUGUAAAUUUGACAAUGGUCAGUGGAUCUUCAUGCGCCAACGUGUGGACAAAUCAUUUCCUAAUUCACACACUACCGCCGAUUCCGUGUACAAAAGUAUCAACAAACCGGUUACGAAAGAGCGGCUUUUGGAAUUUAUCGAGAAAUAUAGAUUUGUACAGGAUGAUUCAGAUCUUAUGCCACCACCAAACAAAAGACCUAGAUAAUUAUAAAUUCAUCGCACCGUGCUACUAUGGUAUACGAAGGACUUCACAUCGAAGAAUCGUAAAUCUUUACGCGUUAACAUAGAAUUUGAUCAUGCAACUUUGAUACGCUGGUCCCCGGACGGAAAGGCAUUUAUUAUUCACAAAGCCAUGGCUAAUACCAUCGAGGUGUAUAAGAUCGCAAAGAAAUCUGAUGGUUAUUUAGCGUCUGCUACCAAGGCACUGGAAUUUCCCCGGCGUCACACCGAGGAUGUCAUCGGAAUGGAUAUUGCAUCUACCGGAAAGUAUAUCAUCACGUGCAGUACAGCAAAUGAUCUUAUUAUAUGGGAUUUGAAAGGACAACCGCUGGCGACUGUGGAGAUGCAUCUGGGAUCUACUCAUCGUGCACGCAUAUCACCCUGUGGUCGAUUUGUUGCUGCCUCUGGCUUUACUCCGGAAGUGAAGGUGUGGGAAGUGGUGUUCAGCAAAUCCGGAGAGUUUAAGCAGGUGGUAAAAGCGUUUGACCUCGCCGGGCACACAUCCGGAGUCCACGACUUCGCUUUCAGCGCAGACACCAGUCGUAUGGCCACCGUAUCCAAGGACGGGACGUAUCGUUUCUACGACAUAAAAAUCGAAUACGAGAAGGGGGAAGAUCCGCAUCUUUUGAUGACUGGAAGUUGGGACAACACGGUUCCAGCAAGUCUGGCUUUAUCACCGAAUGCGGAGGUCCUGGUGAUUGCCCACGGAUCGUCUCUAUCUUUUUAUUCUACUAUUACCGGUGCUCUAGAUACCACUAUGCAAGACAUUUUUAUCGAAUCUAUAACAUGUUUGGCUUUUGAUGCUAUGGGAGAAUAUCUAUUAGUUGCUGGUGAUAAGCACAUAAAGAUUUUCCGCAACGUCACUGGAUGCCGAACCACAAUAGAAUCUGCUAAACGCAAACUGAAACAGAGGCAGACUGAAGCAACAAAGGAACGCCUUGAAAAGAUGAUUCGUGACAAUAAAGAAUUACUCGAAAAGAUGGGAGAGAAAUGUCCAGAAUGACGUUAAUCUCUCUUCUAUCAUUCUAUGCAAAAUGCCAAAAUUAAUUAUUAAUUAAAAAUGAGAUAAAAUUAUAUUCUUGGGAAGUUUAAAUACUUUCUACAAUAUAUCAUGUAAAUAUUAAUGCAUGAAUAUUUACCUAUUUUCUGCAAAUAAAAAUAAUUUUCAUAUGCAUGAAUGUGUGACAUUAAA